GCAUAUUGUUGGCAAGAGUAAAUUUACAUAUGAUUCGAAAGUAUUGCAUUCGUAAAAAUACAAUCGUAAGUGGACAUAUAUAGUAAGGCAAAGCAAGAACCAAGAGGAAUUAUAGUACAAUAGAUUACCUUGGUGAAAUGGACCCUAAAUUUAAAAAUGACAUAAAAAAGAGGUUUUCUAAAGAUCGAAAACUAUUACAAAAUGUUAUAACGGAAUGCGGUAUGAAUGAGAACGUCCUCAAGCAGUAGAAAAAAGCUAAUUUGAAGAGCAAAAUCCUGGUUUAUGUUCAUUAAUUGAUAGAAUAUGCACUUAUUAUGAAGCGCCAGAAGUCUAUGGAAAAAAUGUUGAACCUGCAACAACGGGCAUGAAAAGGAAAAAUCGACUUGAGAAUGAUACCGGAAACCUGGUUUAUGCAGUAUUGGGACUCUCGUUUCAAUUACCCAUGAGGAAACGUUUUGAUACAUAUAUAUAUGAACAUGGUAUCAGCAUUACUUUACCCGGAGAAGAAAACUCAGUGGAAAUUUGGCUACCUUGGACAGAUAUCUACUUCGUUUGUCAUACACCUGGUCCUCGAAAAGCUAAUGUUCAGAAUAACAUAAUUAUUUUUAGAAAGAGCGAAUCAAAAAGCAACUCUGUUCUAGAGGACGCAACUACUGAAGGGAAUGAACCCAUCCUCUUUACUGCACCGUAUUCUUUGGAAAAGCUGAAACUAGUAGAAGGCCAACGUUCUUUCGUUCAUUGUACGAAUUCUUGGGACAUCUUUAGAGACUUUUUUGAGUAUGUGGGGAUAAGUACUAUUGCUCCAUCUAAAGAAGAAUUUGUGUGUCCUGUAGCUCAAACCGGCGACAACGGGGUAUCGUAUGGCGUAGAAGCAAAUUAUAAGAACAAAGAUGGCUACCUAUAUUUUCUAAAGAAAGGUGUCCUUUGGGGGUUUCGUAAACCCGUGCUAUUUAUUGAAACUUCAGAUAUUCAGAAUUUUUACUAUAGUAAUGUUUUACAAAGAACUUUUUCUAUAAAUUUUGAAGUGAGGGAUACGACAAUAUCUUUUGAUAUGAUUGAUCAAAGCGUUUUCCAAGCCCUAAAUGAAUAUGCAACGACGCAUGGAUUGAUGGACACCAGUUUAGCAGAAGAAAAAGCUGCUCCUCCAACGAAGAAUCCCACUAGUACGUACUUGCAAGAGGCUGAAGAAGAUGAAGACAAUGGGUCAGAUGAUAAUUAUUCAGAUGCAGAACAAGUAAAAGAUGAAGGAAAAGAUGAAGACCAAGAACAGGAACAAGAAUCUGAUGAUGACAGUGAAACUCUUGACUCCGAUGAAUAACUACCCUAGAAUAUAUACAUUAAUUUUGCUUUCUUUCAUACUUUAGUUUCAAUGACUUGUCAAUUGCAAACAUUAUAUUUUUUCAAUAGCAAAAGAUUUAUACUUAGAAGUCUAGGCUGAAAAGAAACUAAUGAAAUGGAAGCAUUUGUUUAUUCUCAG
This is a messenger RNA of Schizosaccharomyces octosporus yFS286, 1477 nucleotides long. Its product is annotated as histone chaperone Rtt106-like protein. Bases 365 to 1318 code for a protein of 317 amino acids. The record is from RefSeq and is a predicted model, not a curated record. The transcript is spliced from 2 exons. NCBI's taxonomy places the organism in Eukaryota, Fungi, Ascomycota, Schizosaccharomycetes, Schizosaccharomycetales, Schizosaccharomycetaceae. Gene Ontology annotation, molecular function: histone binding; nucleosome binding.